Molecule: messenger RNA, 2061 nt
Organism: Leptonychotes weddellii (Weddell seal)
Lineage: Eukaryota; Metazoa; Chordata; Mammalia; Carnivora; Phocidae
Source: RefSeq, a predicted model, not a curated record
UGCGCGCAGUAUAUGACAGUACGUCAGCAGCGGGAUGGCCGUAGCUGUGGCGGCGGCUGCAGAAGCCCAAGCAGCCGCGGCCGCAGUGGAGGCUAGAGCCCGAGCGGCGUCGGCGUCGGCACCCCGGGGAGUUUAAGAUGGCGGCAGGGGGGGCGGCGGGCCUGCGGGAGGAGCAGCGCUACGGGCUGUCGUGCGGGCGGCUGGGACAAGACAACAUCACCGUACUGCAUGUGAAGCUCACCGAGACGGCGAUCCGGGCGCUCGAGACCUACCAGAGCCACAAGAAUUUAAUUCCUUUUCGACCUUCCAUUCAGUUCCAAGGGCUCCAAGGGCUUGUCAAAAUUCCUAAAAAUGAUCCCCCCAAUGAAGCGCACACCUUUAACUUCUAUUUGUCAAAUGUGGGUAAAGACAACCCUCAGGGCAGCUUUGACUGCAUCCAGCAAACAUUCUCCAGCUCUGGAGCCUCCCAGCUCAAUUGCCUGGGAUUUAUACAAGAUAAAAUUACAGUGUGUGCAACAAACGACUCGUAUCAGAUGACACGAGAAAGAAUGACCCAGGCAGAGGAGGAAUCCCGCAACCGAAGCACAAAAGUUAUCAAACCCGGUGGACCAUAUGUAGGGAAAAGAGUGCAAAUUCGGAAAGCACCUCAAGCUGUUUCAGAUGCAGUACCUGAGAGGAAACGGUCAACCCCCAUGAAUCCUGCAAAUACGAUUCGGAAGACACAUGGCAGCAGCAGUGUUUCUCAGCGGCCAUACAGGGACAGAGUGAUUCACCUACUGGCACUGAAGGCCUAUAAGAAACCUGAGCUGCUGGCUCGACUGCAGAAAGAUGGUGUCAAUCAAAAAGACAAGAACUCCCUCGGAGCAAUUCUACAACAGGUAGCCAAUCUGAAUCCAAAGGACCUCUCAUAUACCCUAAAGGAUUAUGUUUUUAAAGAACUUCAGAGAGACUGGCCUGGAUACAAUGAAGUAGACAGACGGUCAUUAGAGUCUGUGCUCUCAAGAAAACUAAAUCCAUCUCAGAACGCUGCCAGCACCAGCCGUUCAGAAUCUCCCGUAUGUUCUAAUAGAGAUGCUGCAUCUUCUCCUCAGAAACGGCUUUUAGAUUCAGAUUUCAUUGAUCCCUUAAUGAAUAAAAAAGCUCGAAUAUCUCACCUGACAAACCGAGUGCCGCCAACAUUAAAUGGCCAUUUGAAUCCCCCCAGUGAGAAAUCUGCCGCUGGCCUCCUGCCGCCCCCUGCAGCCGCUGCCAUCCCUACCCCUCCACCGCUUCCUCCAACCCACCUGCCCGUCUCCAAUCCUCCUCAGACUGUAAACUCUAACUCCAAUUCCCCCAGCACUCCAGAAGGCCGGGGGACUCAAGACCUACCUGUUGACAGUUUUAGUCAAAACAGUAGUAUCUAUGAGGACCAGCAAGAUAAAUAUACCUCUAGGACUUCUCUGGAAACCUUACCCCCUGGUUCAGUUCUACUAAAGUGUCCAAAGCCUAUGGAAGAAAACCAUUCAGUGUCUCACAAAAAGUCCAAAAAGAAGUCUAAAAAACACAAGGAGAAGGACCAAAUUAAAAAGCACGACAUUGAGAUGACAGAAGAAAAGGAAGAGGACCUUAAAAGAGAAGAGGAAAUUGCCAAGCUGAGCAACUCCAGUCCAGAUUCCAAUGAAGGAGUUAAAGAGGGUUGCACUGCCUCCACGGAGCCUUCUUCAACAAUUGAACUCCCAGAUUAUUUGAUAAAAUAUAUUGCUAUCGUCUCCUAUGAGCAACGCCAAAAUUACAAGGAUGACUUCAAUGCUGAGUAUGAUGAGUACAGGGCCUUGCAUGCCAGGAUGGAGACUGUAGCUAGAAGAUUUAUCAAACUAGAUGCACAACGAAAACGGCUUUCUCCAGGCUCAAAAGAGUAUCAGGUAAACAUGUUUGCUCCUAGAUAGGCUGACUUCCAUAUUUUACCCUCUUUGUUCUCUGCCUGGCCCAUCCCCAGGCACCCUACUGGCCUUCAGAGCAGGUCUUCUGGCAAACCAGCCUCUCUGCAGCUUUUGGUCUUCAUUUAAAAUUAGCUAGGAGGGG